Messenger RNA from Oreochromis niloticus (Nile tilapia), 12948 nucleotides. RefSeq lists its product as uncharacterized. Gene Ontology annotation, cellular component: membrane. The record is from RefSeq and is a predicted model, not a curated record. Lineage: Eukaryota; Metazoa; Chordata; Actinopteri; Cichliformes; Cichlidae. The coding region runs from base 19 to 12948 and encodes 4309 amino acids. Gene Ontology annotation, biological process: cell-cell junction maintenance. The transcript is spliced from 42 exons.
CAUUGGUUUGUGUGCUGUAUGAGUUUGAUGACCAUUCUCUUAUGGACAGGUUGUCACUCGCAGCUGCCUGAUGUGCCUAUCAUUUUAAAUGGAUCUGGAUCAACUCAAUGUUCUGGCAGAGUUGAAGUUUAUCUCAACAACAGCUGGGGAACAGUCUGUGAUGAUGGCUGGGACUUAAAUGACGCUGAGGUGGUUUGCAGACAGUUGAACUGUGGAUCAGCACUGGAAGUUCCUCAGUCAGAUCACUUUGGUGCAGGAACUGGACAGAUCUGGCUUGAUCAUGUGACCUGUUCAGGAAAUGAAAGUACUCUAGCUGAGUGUCAACACAGUGGAUUUGGAUCAAACACAUGUGAACAUGGUCAGGAUGCUGCUGUCAUCUGUUCAGAUCUGAUCAGGUUAGCUGGAGCUGGAUCAUCUCGAUGCUCUGGAAGAGUUGAAGUCUUUCACAAUAACAUCUGGGGAACAAUCACUGAUUUUAACUGGGACUUAAAUGAUGCUGAGGUGGUUUGCAGAGAGUUAAACUGUGGGUCGGCACUCCAGGCUCCUCAAUCAGCUUACUUUGGUCCAGGAACUGGACAGAUCUGGCUCGGCGGUGUGACCUGUUCAGGAAAUGAAAGUUCUCUAAGUGAAUGUCAACACUUUGGAUGGGGAAACUCCUACUACUACUACAACAACAACUACUACUCCUACUCUAACAAUGGACAUUAUUCCGACGCUGGUGUCAUCUGUUCAGGUGACAUCAGAUUAGUUGGAUCUGGAUCAAGUCGAUGUUCUGGCAGAGUUGAAGUUUAUCACAGUAACAGCUGGGGAACAGUCUGUGAUGAUGGCUGGGACUUAAAUGAUGCUGAGGUGGUUUGCAGACAGUUAAACUGUGGAUCAGCACUGGAAGUUCCUCCAUCAGCGCACUUUGGUGCAGGAACUGGACAGAUUUGGCUUGAUCGUGUGACCUGUUCAGGAAAUGAAAGUUCUCUAGCUGAGUGUCAACACAGUGGAUUUGGAUCAAACACAUGUGAACAUGGUCAGGAUGCUGCUGUCAUCUGUUCAGAUCUCAUCAGAUUAGUUGGAUCUGGAUCAUCUCGAUGUUCUGGCAGAGUUGAAAUCUUUCACAAUAACAUCUGGGGAACAGUCUCUGAUUCCAACUGGAACUUAAAUGAUGCUGAGGUGGUUUGCAGACAGUUAAACUGUGGGUCGGCACUAGAAGCUACUCAAUCAUCUAAAUUUGGUGCAGGAACUGGACAGGUCUGGCUCACUGGUGUGACCUGUUCAGGAAAUGAAAGUUCUCUAAGUGAAUGUCAACACCCUGGAUGGGGAAACUACUACAACUACUACAACAACUACUACUACUACAACUACUAUGGACAUUUUUAUGAUGUUGGUGUCAUCUGUUCAGGUGACAUCAGAUUAGUUGGAUCUGGAUCUACUCAAUGUUCUGGCAGAGUUGAAGUUUAUCACAGUAACAGCUGGGGAACAGUCUGUGAUGAUGGCUGGGACUUAAGUGAUGCUGAGGUGGUUUGCAGACAGUUAAACUGUGGGUCAGCACUGGAAGUUCCUCCAUCAGCGCACUUUGGUGCAGGAACUGGACAGAUUUGGCUUGAUCAUGUGACCUGUUCAGGAAAUGAAAGUUCUCUAGCUGAGUGUCAACACAGUGGAUUUGGAUCAAACACAUGUGAACAUGGUCAGGAUGCUGCUGUCAUCUGUUCAGAUCUCAUCAGAUUAGUUGGAUCUGGAUCAUCUCGAUGUUCUGGCAGAGUUGAAAUCUUUCACAAUAACAUCUGGGGAACAGUGUCUGAUUCCAACUGGAACUUAAAUGAUGCUGAGGUGGUUUGCAGACAGUUAAACUGUGGGUCGGCACUAGAAGCUACUCAAUCAUCUAAAUUUGGUGCAGGAACUGGACAGGUCUGGCUCACUGGUGUGACCUGUUCAGGAAAUGAAAGUUCUCUAAGUGAAUGUCAACACCCUGGAUGGGGAAACUACUACAACUACUACAACAACUACUACUACUACAACUACUAUGGACAUUUUUAUGACGUUGGUGUCAUCUGUUCAGGUGACAUCAGAUUAGUUGGAUCUGGAUCUACUCAAUGUUCUGGCAGAGUUGAAGUUUAUCACAGUAACAGCUGGGGAACAGUCUGUGAUGAUGGCUGGGACUUAAGUGAUGCUGAGGUGGUUUGCAGACAGUUAAACUGUGGGUCAGCACUGGAAGUUCCUCCAUCAGCGCACUUUGGUGCAGGAACUGGACAGAUUUGGCUUGAUCAUGUGACCUGUUCAGGAAAUGAAAGUUCUCUAGCUGAGUGUCAACACAGUGGAUUUGGCUCAAACACAUGUGAACAUGGUCAGGAUGCUGCUGUCAUCUGUUCAGAUCUCAUCAGAUUAGUUGGAUCUGGAUCAUCUCGAUGUUCUGGCAGAGUUGAAAUCUUUCACAAUAACAUCUGGGGAACAGUCUCUGAUUCCAACUGGAACUUAAAUGAUGCUGAGGUGGUUUGCAGACAGUUAAACUGUGGGUCGGCACUAGAAGCUACUCAAUCAUCUAAAUUUGGUGCAGGAACUGGACAGGUCUGGCUCACUGGUGUGACCUGUUCAGGAAAUGAAAGUUCUCUAAGUGAAUGUCAGCACACUGGAUGGGGAAACUACUACAACUACUACAACAACUACUACUACAACUACUAUGGACAUUUUUAUGACGUUGGUGUCAUCUGUUCAGGUGACAUCAGAUUAGUUGGAUCUGGAUCUACUCAAUGUUCUGGCAGAGUUGAAGUUUAUCACAGUAACAGCUGGGGAACAGUCUGUGAUGAUGGCUGGGACUUAAGUGAUGCUGAGGUGGUUUGCAGACAGUUAAACUGUGGGUCAGCACUGGAAGUUCCUCCAUCAGCGCACUUUGGUGCAGGAACUGGACAGAUUUGGCUUGAUCAUGUGACCUGUUCAGGAAAUGAAAGUUCUCUAGCUGAGUGUCAACACAGUGGAUUUGGCUCAAACACAUGUGAACAUGGUCAGGAUGCUGCUGUCAUCUGUUCAGAUCUGAUCAGGUUAGCUGGAGCUGGAUCAUCUCGAUGCUCGGGAAGAGUUGAAAUCUUUCACAAUAACAUCUGGGGAACAAUCACUGAUUUUAACUGGGACUUAAAUGAUGCUGAGGUGGUUUGCAGACAGUUAAACUGUGGGUCGGCACUCCAAGCUCCUCAAUCAGCUUACUUUGGUCCAGGAACUGGACAGAUCUGGCUCGGUGAUGUGACCUGUUCAGGAAAUGAGAGUUCUCUAAGUGAAUGUCAACACUCUGGAUGGGGAAACUACUACUACUACUACUACAACAACAACUACUACUACUACUACAACAAUGGACAUUACUCAGAUGCUGGUGUCAUCUGUUCAGGUCUGAUCAGAUUAACUGGAUCUGGAUCAACUGGAUGUUCUGGCAGACUUGAAGUUUACCACAAUAACAUCUGGGGAACAGUCUGUGAUGAUGGCUGGGACUUAAAUGAUGCUGAGGUGGUUUGCAGACAGUUAAACUGUGGGUCAGCACUGGAAGUCCCUCCAUCAGCUGACUUUGGUGCAGGAACUGGACAGAUUUGGCUUGACAAUGUCACCUGUUCAGGAAAUGAAAGUUCUCUAGCUGAGUGUCAACACAGUGGAUUUGGAUCAAACACAUGUGAACAUGGUCAGGAUGCUGCUGUCAUCUGUUCAGAUCUGAUCAGGUUAGCUGGAGCUGGAUCAUCUCGAUGCUCGGGAAGAGUUGAAAUCUUUCACAAUAACAUCUGGGGAACAAUCACUGAUUUUAACUGGGACUUAAAUGAUGCUGAGGUGGUUUGCAGACAGUUAAACUGUGGGUCGGCACUCCAAGCUCCUCAAUCAGCUUACUUUGGUCCAGGAACUGGACAGAUCUGGCUCGGUGAUGUGACCUGUUCAGGAAAUGAGAGUUCUCUAAGUGAAUGUCAACACUCUGGAUGGGGAAACUACUACUACUACUACUACAACAACAACUACUACUACUACUACAACAAUGGACAUUACUCAGAUGCUGGUGUCAUCUGUUCAGGUCUGAUCAGAUUAACUGGAUCUGGAUCAACUGGAUGUUCUGGCAGACUUGAAGUUUACCACAAUAACAGCUGGGGAACAGUCUGUGAUGAUGGCUGGGACUUAAAUGAUGCUGAGGUGGUUUGCAGACAGUUAAACUGUGGGUCAGCACUGGAAGUUCCUCCAUCAGCUGACUUUGGUGCAGGAACUGGACAGAUUUGGCUUGACAAUGUCACCUGUUCAGGAAAUGAAAGUUCUCUAGCUGAGUGUCAACACAGUGGAUUUGGAUCAAACACAUGUGAACAUGGUCAGGAUGCUGCUGUCAUCUGUUCAGAUCUCAUCAGAUUAGUUGGAUCUGGAUCAUCUCGAUGUUCUGGCAGAGUUGAAAUCUUUCACAAUAACAUCUGGGGAACAGUCUCUGAUUCCAACUGGAACUUAAAUGAUGCUGAGGUGGUUUGCAGACAGUUAAACUGUGGGUCGGCACUAGAAGCUACUCAAUCAUCUAAAUUUGGUGCAGGAACUGGACAGGUCUGGCUCACUGGUGUGACCUGUUCAGGAAAUGAAAGUUCUCUAAGUGAAUGUCAACACCCUGGAUGGGGAAACUACUACAACUACUACAACAACUACUACUACUACAACUACUAUGGACAUUUUUAUGACGUUGGUGUCAUCUGUUCAGGUGACAUCAGAUUAGUUGGAUCUGGAUCUACUCAAUGUUCUGGCAGAGUUGAAGUUUAUCACAGUAACAGCUGGGGAACAGUCUGUGAUGAUGGCUGGGACUUAAGUGAUGCUGAGGUGGUUUGCAGACAGUUAAACUGUGGGUCAGCACUGGAAGUUCCUCCAUCAGCGCACUUUGGUACAGGAACUGGACAGAUUUGGCUUGAUCAUGUGACCUGUUCAGGAAAUGAAAGUUCUCUAGCUGAGUGUCAACACAGUGGAUUUGGCUCAAACACAUGUGAACAUGGUCAGGAUGCUGCUGUCAUCUGUUCAGAUCUGAUCAGGUUAGCUGGAGCUGGAUCAUCUCGAUGCUCGGGAAGAGUUGAAAUCUUUCACAAUAACAUCUGGGGAACAAUCACUGAUUUUAACUGGGACUUAAAUGAUGCUGAGGUGGUUUGCAGACAGUUAAACUGUGGGUCGGCACUCCAAGCUCCUCAAUCAGCUUACUUUGGUCCAGGAACUGGACAGAUCUGGCUCGGUGAUGUGACCUGUUCAGGAAAUGAGAGUUCUCUAAGUGAAUGUCAACACUCUGGAUGGGGAAACUACUACUACUACUACUACUACAACAACAACUACUACUACUACUACAACAAUGGACAUUACUCAGAUGCUGGUGUCAUCUGUUCAGGUCUGAUCAGAUUAACUGGAUCUGGAUCAACUGGAUGUUCUGGCAGACUUGAAGUUUACCACAAUAACAGCUGGGGAACAGUCUGUGAUGAUGGCUGGGACUUAAAUGAUGCUGAGGUGGUUUGCAGACAGUUAAACUGUGGGUCGGCACUGGAAGUUCCUCCAUCAGCUCACUUUGGUGCAGGAACUGGACAGAUUUGGCUUGACAAUGUCACCUGUUCAGGAAAUGAAAGUUCUCUAGCUGAGUGUCAACACAGUGGAUUUGGAUCAAACACAUGUGAACAUGGUCAGGAUGCUGCUGUCAUCUGUUCAGAUCUCAUCAGAUUAGUUGGAUCUGGAUCAUCUCGAUGUUCUGGCAGAGUUGAAAUCUUUCACAAUAACAUCUGGGGAACAGUGUCUGAUUCCAACUGGAACUUAAAUGAUGCUGAGGUGGUUUGCAGACAGUUAAACUGUGGGUCGGCACUAGAAGCUACUCAAUCAUCUAAAUUUGGUGCAGGAACUGGACAGGUCUGGCUCACUGGUGUGACCUGUUCAGGAAAUGAAAGUUCUCUAAGUGAAUGUCAACACCCUGGAUGGGGAAACUACUACAACUACUACAACAACUACUACUACUACAACUACUAUGGACAUUUUUAUGACGUUGGUGUCAUCUGUUCAGGUGACAUCAGAUUAGUUGGAUCUGGAUCUACUCAAUGUUCUGGCAGAGUUGAAGUUUAUCACAGUAACAGCUGGGGAACAGUCUGUGAUGAUGGCUGGGACUUAAGUGAUGCUGAGGUGGUUUGCAGACAGUUAAACUGUGGGUCAGCACUGGAAGUUCCUCCAUCAGCGCACUUUGGUGCAGGAACUGGACAGAUUUGGCUUGAUCAUGUGACCUGUUCAGGAAAUGAAAGUUCUCUAGCUGAGUGUCAACACAGUGGAUUUGGCUCAAACACAUGUGAACAUGGUCAGGAUGCUGCUGUCAUCUGUUCAGAUCUGAUCAGGUUAGCUGGAGCUGGAUCAUCUCGAUGCUCGGGAAGAGUUGAAAUCUUUCACAAUAACAUCUGGGGAACAAUCACUGAUUUUAACUGGGACUUAAAUGAUGCUGAGGUGGUUUGCAGACAGUUAAACUGUGGGUCGGCACUCCAAGCUCCUCAAUCAGCUUACUUUGGUCCAGGAACUGGACAGAUCUGGCUCGGUGAUGUGACCUGUUCAGGAAAUGAGAGUUCUCUAAGUGAAUGUCAACACUCUGGAUGGGGAAACUACUACUACUACUACUACAACAACAACUACUACUACUACUACAACAAUGGACAUUACUCAGAUGCUGGUGUCAUCUGUUCAGGUCUGAUCAGAUUAACUGGAUCUGGAUCAACUGGAUGUUCUGGCAGACUUGAAGUUUACCACAAUAACAGCUGGGGAACAGUCUGUGAUGAUGGCUGGGACUUAAAUGAUGCUGAGGUGGUUUGCAGACAGUUAAACUGUGGGUCAGCACUGGAAGUCCCUCCAUCAGCUGACUUUGGUGCAGGAACUGGACAGAUUUGGCUUGACAAUGUCACCUGUUCAGGAAAUGAAAGUUCUCUAGCUGAGUGUCAACACAGUGGAUUUGGAUCAAACACAUGUGAACAUGGUCAGGAUGCUGCUGUCAUCUGUUCAGAUCUCAUCAGAUUAGUUGGAUCUGGAUCAUCUCGAUGUUCUGGCAGAGUUGAAAUCUUUCACAAUAACAUCUGGGGAACAGUGUCUGAUUCCAACUGGAACUUAAAUGAUGCUGAGGUGGUUUGCAGACAGUUAAACUGUGGGUCGGCACUAGAAGCUACUCAAUCAUCUAAAUUUGGUGCAGGAACUGGACAGGUCUGGCUCACUGGUGUGACCUGUUCAGGAAAUGAAAGUUCUCUAAGUGAAUGUCAACACCCUGGAUGGGGAAACUACUACAACUACUACAACAACUACUACUACUACAACUACUAUGGACAUUUUUAUGACGUUGGUGUCAUCUGUUCAGGUGACAUCAGAUUAGUUGGAUCUGGAUCUACUCAAUGUUCUGGCAGAGUUGAAGUUUAUCACAGUAACAGCUGGGGAACAGUCUGUGAUGAUGGCUGGGACUUAAGUGAUGCUGAGGUGGUUUGCAGACAGUUAAACUGUGGGUCAGCACUGGAAGUUCCUCCAUCAGCGCACUUUGGUGCAGGAACUGGACAGAUUUGGCUUGAUCAUGUGACCUGUUCAGGAAAUGAAAGUUCUCUAGCUGAGUGUCAACACAGUGGAUUUGGCUCAAACACAUGUGAACAUGGUCAGGAUGCUGCUGUCAUCUGUUCAGAUCUGAUCAGGUUAGCUGGAGCUGGAUCAUCUCGAUGCUCGGGAAGAGUUGAAAUCUUUCACAAUAACAUCUGGGGAACAAUCACUGAUUUUAACUGGGACUUAAAUGAUGCUGAGGUGGUUUGCAGACAGUUAAACUGUGGGUCGGCACUCCAAGCUCCUCAAUCAGCUUACUUUGGUCCAGGAACUGGACAGAUCUGGCUCGGUGAUGUGACCUGUUCAGGAAAUGAGAGUUCUCUAAGUGAAUGUCAACACUCUGGAUGGGGAAACUACUACUACUACUACUACAACAACAACUACUACUACUACUACAACAAUGGACAUUACUCAGAUGCUGGUGUCAUCUGUUCAGGUCUGAUCAGAUUAACUGGAUCUGGAUCAACUGGAUGUUCUGGCAGACUUGAAGUUUACCACAAUAACAGCUGGGGAACAGUCUGUGAUGAUGGCUGGGACUUAAAUGAUGCUGAGGUGGUUUGCAGACAGUUAAACUGUGGGUCAGCACUGGAAGUCCCUCCAUCAGCUGACUUUGGUGCAGGAACUGGACAGAUUUGGCUUGACAAUGUCACCUGUUCAGGAAAUGAAAGUUCUCUAGCUGAGUGUCAACACAGUGGAUUUGGAUCAAACACAUGUGAACAUGGUCAGGAUGCUGCUGUCAUCUGUUCAGCUGUGUCCAUCAUUUUAACGGGAUCUGGAUCAACUCAAUGUUCUGGCAGAGUUGAAGUUUAUCUCAACAACAGCUGGGGAACAGUCUGUGAUGAUGGCUGGGACUUAAAUGAUGCUGAGGUGGUUUGCAGACAGUUAAACUGUGGGUCUGCACUGGAAGUUCCUCAAUCGGCUCACUUUGGUGCAGGAACUGGACAGAUCUGGCUUGACAAUGUGACCUGUUCAGGAAAUGAAAGUACUCUAACUGAGUGCCAACACAGUGGAUUUGGAUCAAACACAUGUGAACAUGGUCAGGAUGCUGCUGUCAUCUGUUCAGCUGUGUCCAUCAUUUUAACGGGAUCUGGAUCAACUCAAUGUUCUGGCAGAGUUGAAGUUUAUCUCAACAACAGCUGGGGAACAGUCUGUGAUGAUGGCUGGGACUUAAAUGAUGCUGAGGUGGUUUGCAGACAGUUAAACUGUGGGUCAGCACUGGAAGUUCCUCAAUCAGAUCACUUUGGUGCAGGAACUGGACAGAUCUGGCUUGAUCAUGUGACCUGUUCAGGAAAUGAAAGUACUCUAACUGAGUGCCAACACAGUGGAUUUGGAUCAAACACAUGUGAACAUGGUCAGGAUGCUGCUGUCAUCUGUUCAGAUCUCAUCAGAUUAGUUGGAUCUGGAUCAUCUCGAUGUUCUGGCAGAGUUGAAAUCUUUCACAAUAACAUCUGGGGAACAGUCUCUGAUUCCAACUGGAACUUAAAUGAUGCUGAGGUGGUUUGCAGACAGUUAAACUGUGGGUCGGCACUAGAAGCUACUCAAUCAUCUAAAUUUGGUGCAGGAACUGGACAGGUCUGGCUCACUGGUGUGACCUGUUCAGGAAAUGAAAGUUCUCUAAGUGAAUGUCAACACCCUGGAUGGGGAAACUACUACAACUACUACAACAACUACUACUACUACAACUACUAUGGACAUUUUUAUGACGUUGGUGUCAUCUGUUCAGGUGACAUCAGAUUAGUUGGAUCUGGAUCUACUCAAUGUUCUGGCAGAGUUGAAGUUUAUCACAGUAACAGCUGGGGAACAGUCUGUGAUGAUGGCUGGGACUUAAGUGAUGCUGAGGUGGUUUGCAGACAGUUAAACUGUGGGUCAGCACUGGAAGUUCCUCCAUCAGCUCACUUUGGUGCAGGAACUGGACAGAUUUGGCUUGAUCAUGUGACCUGUUCAGGAAAUGAAAGUUCUCUAACUGAGUGUCAGCACAGUGGAUUUGGCUCAAACACAUGUGAACAUGGUCAGGAUGCUGCUGUCAUCUGUUCAGAUCUGAUCAGGUUAGCUGGAGCUGGAUCAUCUCGAUGCUCGGGAAGAGUUGAAAUCUUUCACAAUAACAUCUGGGGAACAAUCACUGAUUUUAACUGGGACUUAAAUGAUGCUGAGGUGGUUUGCAGACAGUUAAACUGUGGGUCGGCACUCCAAGCUCCUCAAUCAGCUUACUUUGGUCCAGGAACUGGACAGAUCUGGCUCGGUGAUGUGACCUGUUCAGGAAAUGAGAGUUCUCUAAGUGAAUGUCAACACUCUGGAUGGGGAAACUACUACUACUACUACUACAACAACAACUACUACUACUACUACAACAAUGGACAUUACUCAGAUGCUGGUGUCAUCUGUUCAGGUCUGAUCAGAUUAACUGGAUCUGGAUCAACUGGAUGCGCUGGCAGACUUGAAGUUUACCACAAUAACAGCUGGGGAACAGUCUGUGAUGAUGGCUGGGACUUAAAUGAUGCUGAGGUGGUUUGCAGACAGUUAAACUGUGGGUCAGCACUGGAAGUCCCUCCAUCAGCUGACUUUGGUGCAGGAACUGGACAGAUUUGGCUUGACAAUGUCACCUGUUCAGGAAAUGAAAGUUCUCUAGCUGAGUGUCAACACAGUGGAUUUGGAUCAAACACAUGUGAACAUGGUCAGGAUGCUGCUGUCAUCUGUUCAGAUCUCAUCAGAUUAGUUGGAUCUGGAUCAUCUCGAUGUUCUGGCAGAGUUGAAAUCUUUCACAAUAACAUCUGGGGAACAGUGUCUGAUUCCAACUGGAACUUAAAUGAUGCUGAGGUGGUUUGCAGACAGUUAAACUGUGGGUCGGCACUAGAAGCUACUCAAUCAUCUAAAUUUGGUGCAGGAACUGGACAGGUCUGGCUCACUGGUGUGACCUGUUCAGGAAAUGAAAGUUCUCUAAGUGAAUGUCAACACCCUGGAUGGGGAAACUACUACAACUACUACAACAACUACUACUACAACUACUAUGGACAUUUUUAUGACGUUGGUGUCAUCUGUUCAGGUGACAUCAGAUUAGUUGGAUCUGGAUCUACUCAAUGUUCUGGCAGAGUUGAAGUUUAUCACAAUAACAGCUGGGGAACAGUCUGUGAUGAUGGCUGGGACUUAAAUGAUGCUGAGGUGGUUUGCAGACAGUUAAACUGUGGGUCAGCACUGGAAGUUCCUCCAACAGCUCACUUUGGUGCAGGAACUGGACAGAUUUGGCUUGAUCAUGUGACCUGUUCAGGAAAUGAAAGUUCUCUUACUGAUUGUCAACAUAGUGGAUUUGGCUCAAACACAUGUGAACAUGGUCAGGAUGCUGCUGUCAUCUGUUCAGAUCUGAUCAGGUUAGCUGGAGCUGGAUCAUCUCGAUGCUCGGGAAGAGUUGAAAUCCUUCACAAUAACAUCUGGGGAACAAUCACUGAUUUUAACUGGGACUUAAAUGAUGCUGAGGUGGUUUGCAGACAGUUAAACUGUGGGUCGGCACUCCAAGCUCCUCAAUCAGCUUACUUUGGUCCAGGAACUGGACAGAUCUGGCUCGGUGAUGUGACCUGUUCAGGAAAUGAGAGUUCUCUAAGUGAAUGUCAACACUCUGGAUGGGGAAACUACUACAACUACUACUACAACAACAACUACUACUACUACUACAACAAUGGACAUUACUCAGAUGCUGGUGUCAUCUGUUCAGGUCUGAUCAGAUUAACUGGAUCUGGAUCAACUGGAUGUUCUGGCAGACUUGAAGUUUACCACAAUAACAGCUGGGGAACAGUCUGUGAUGAUGGCUGGGACUUAAGUGAUGCUGAGGUGGUUUGCAGACAGUUAAACUGUGGGUCAGCACUGGAAGUCCCUCCAUCAGCUGACUUUGGUGCAGGAACUGGACAGAUUUGGCUUGAACAUGUGACCUGUUCAGGAAAUGAAAGUUCUCUAGCUGAGUGUCAACACAGUGGAUUUGGAUCAAACACAUGUGAACAUGGUCAGGAUGCUGCUGUCAUCUGUUCAGAUCUCAUCAGAUUAGUUGGAUCUGGAUCAUCUCGAUGCUCUGGCAGAGUUGAAAUCUUUCACAAUAACAUCUGGGGAACAGUCUCUGAUUCCAACUGGGUCUUAAAUGAUGCUGAGGUGGUUUGCAGACAGUUAAACUGUGGGUCGGCACUAGAAGCUACUCAAUCAUCUAAAUUUGGUGCAGGAACUGGACAGGUCUGGCUCACUGGUGUGACCUGUUCAGGAAAUGAAAGUUCUCUAAGUGAAUGUCAGCACACUGGAUGGGGAAACUACUACAACUACUACAACUACUACAACAACUACUACUACUACUACAACUACUAUGGACAUUAUUAUGACGUUGGUGUCAUCUGUUCAGGUGACAUCAGAUUAGUCGGAUCUGGAUCUACUCGAUGUUCUGGCAGAGUUGAAGUUUAUCACAGUAACAGCUGGGGAACAGUCUGUGAUGAUGGCUGGGACUUAAGUGAUGCUGAGGUGGUUUGCAGACAGUUAAACUGUGGCUCGGCACUGGAAGUUCCUCAAUCAGCUCACUUUGGUGCAGGAACUGGACAGAUUUGGCUUGAUCGUGUGACCUGUUCAGGAAAUGAAAGUUCUCUAACUGAUUGUCAACAUAGUGGAUUUCAAUCAAACAGAUGUGAACAUGGUCAGGAUGCUGCCGUCGUCUGUUCAGAUCUGAUCAGGUUAGCUGGAGCUGGAUCAUCUCGAUGCUCUGGAAGAGUUGAAAUCUUUCACAAUAACAUCUGGGGAACAGUCUUUGAUUUUAACUGGGACUUAAAUGAUGCUGAGGUGGUUUGCAGACAGUUAAACUGUGGGUCGGCACUCCAAGCUCCUCAAUCAGCUUACUUUGGUCCAGGAACUGGACAGAUCUGGCUCGGUGAUGUGACCUGUUCAGGAAAUGAGAGUUCUCUAAGUGAAUGUCAACACUCUGGAUGGGGAAACUACUACUACUACUACUACAACAACAACUACUACUACUACUACAACAAUGGACAUUACUCAGAUGCUGGUGUCAUCUGUUCAGGUCUGAUCAGAUUAACUGGAUCUGGAUCAACUGGAUGCGCUGGCAGACUUGAAGUUUACCACAAUAACAGCUGGGGAACAGUCUGUGAUGAUGGCUGGGACUUAAGUGAUGCUGAGGUGGUUUGCAGACAGUUAAACUGUGGGUCGGCACUGGAAGUUCCUGCAUCAGCUCACUUUGGUGCAGGAACUGGACAGAUUUGGCUUGACAAUGUCACCUGUUCAGGAAAUGAAAGUUCUCUAACUGAGUGUCAACACAGUGGAUUUGGAUCAAACACAUGUGAACAUGGUCAGGAUUAUCUCUCGCUUAGCAACAUAGUGAGGAUUUUGGUCAUCUCGGAGGCACUCCCCAAUGACCUGUAG